AUGGCCACAAUUGCUUAUAAGUCAGAUGAUGAAUACUCAACUAUUACUGAUAAAGGAGACAUUGGAUUCAUAGACUUUGACAAAUAUAAAUAAGCUUAUAGCUACAAUCCAAAUGAAGAGAGUGAUAUAGUUGUUAUAUCUGUUCCAUUUCCGCUGAUAGAGGGAAAACCUAAAUCAGGCUUUGUUGGGGAAACUGUUGUUGAUUCAAUCACAAUAGAGAAUACUACCAAUGAAACCGUGGAGCUGUGGUCAAUUAAGAUCUAUGACUCGAAACCUGAGGAUUCAUUCACGCUAUCUCUGAUGAAACCUCCAACUGCUUGUUCUGACUUGCAAUAUGUUGAGGAAUUCAUGGAGUCCUUUAGCUUAGAGGAUAGAAUGUUACAACCAGGUCGGCCACUAACUGUAUGGCUGACUUGUAAACCCAAAGAAAUUGGAUUGCACACAUCAGCUGUGCAUUUCAAUGUGGGUGAUGACAACAUAGAAAGGCUAGUUUUUGUCUUAUCUGAGGACAAGGUUUCCCAAUCCCUGAAUUCGAGUAGGCCAUUCCACAGAAACAGAAGGAAGAAAGCGCCAGCAAUAGAUGUUGGAUUCGUUGGGGGUUCUCGUCCUAUGAGGGAUUCAUAUAGUAUAUUCAGACACAAACUUCUGUCAUAUCCAAUUCCACGGGAUGUAAGGGAAAUGAUAGAGAAGAAACGAUUUCCUGAUGUUAUUGGGGAAGGUUUAAGAAGAGAUAAUUACGUUGCCUAUUUUAGAACUUUACUAGCAAUUGAAGAAAUCAAGAUGGAGGAAGACAUGAGGGACUAUGAUAUGGAGUCCGUCACCAUGAAGCGCAGGGGACCACACUUUUUGUCCCUUCAUGUCCCAGGGCUGGCUGAGAGGAGGCCAUCGCUUGUUGAUGGUGAUCAUAUCUUUGCAAAGCUAGCUACCACAUGUGCUAGUGAGAUCAUUACCCCUUACCAGGGUUAUAUUCACCGAGUUGAAGCAGAAGAGGUAUUUUUGAAGUUUGAUAAGGAAUUUCACGACAACCAUGUAGGUAGAAACCUUUACAACGUGCAGUUUGCCUUCAACCGUAUGGGAGUGCGGAGGUUGCAUCAAGCCAUUGAAGCGACAGAAAGCUUAGAUGGAGAAAUUAUAUUUCCAUCAGUCAUAUCCAGCACAAGAAACAUACAAGCUGCUGUGCUGGCACCUCGUAAUUCAUGUAUGCUUAACAAGGAGCAAACAAGUGCUGUUGAAAAGAUUCUCGGGUGCGAAGGAGGGGCUCCAUAUGUUAUCCAUGGGCCUCCUGGUACAGGAAAAACAAGGACUCUUAUAGAAGCUAUCAUCCAGCUACAUAUUACGAGGAAAGAUGCUCGAGUUCUUGUGUGUGCACCUUCAAAUAGUGCUGCAGACCAUAUACUUGAGAAACUUAUGAGUCAGCAGAAUGUUGAAGUGCGGGAGCAUGAGAUAUUUAGGUUGAAUGCACUCACACGUCCUUUAGACGAUGUGAAUCCUAGUUGCCUUCGGUUUUGCAAUGUUGAAGAUAAUGCUUUUAAGUGUCCUCUUCUGAGGGAGCUUAGAAGAUAUAGGGUUAUCAUAUCUACAUAUGCUAGCGCAUUUCUUCUUUAUGCACAAGGCAUCAAACGAGGACACUUGUCUCAUAUUUUCUUGGACGAGGCAGGACAGGCAUCGGAGCCUGAUACCAUGAUUCCUCUGUCACAUCUUUUAAGGAAGGAGACAGUAGUUGUACUAGCUGGUGACCCUCGGCAACUUGGUCCUGUAGUUUUCUCAAAAGAUGCUGAAAGGUAUGGAUUGGGGAGGUCAUACAUGGAAAGGUUAUUUGAAUGUGAGUUAUAUAGUUCUCUCAACGAAAAUAAUGCUACCAGACUAGUAAGGAACUAUCGGUGUCAUCCGGCAAUUUUGCAGCUUCCUUCAGAAAUGUUUUAUGGAGGAGAGUGUAUGAGUAUCCCAUGUAAAGAAGAUGAUAAAACUUGGCUUCCACCAAACAAGGAAUUUCCUUUGCUUUUCAUUGGUAUACAAGGUUGUGAUGAAAGGGAAGGAAACAACCCAUCAUGGUUCAACAGGAUCGAAGCAAGCAAGGUAGUAGAGAUCAUCAGAGAUCUCAUACAGAACAAAGGUCUCAAAGAGGAAGAUAUUGGGGUGAUAACACCUUACAGGCAGCAAGUACUCAAAAUAAGAAGAGCCCUAAUUCAGAGCUUUGAUUGGGCUAAUAUAAAGGUUGGCAGCGUAGAGCAAUUCCAAGGUCAGGAGAGACAAGUUAUUAUCAUAUCCACCGUCCGAUCAACUAUACAGCAUAAUGACUUUGAUAGAAUCCAUUAUUUAGGAUUUUUGAACAAUCCGAGAAGGUUCAAUGUUGCUGUUACAAGAGCUAGAUCAUUGCUUGUAGUUAUCGGGAAUCCACACAUCAUCUGCAAGGACCACUACUGGAACAAACUUUUGUGGUAUUGUGCAGACAAUGGCUCCUACAAAGGCUGCUUCUUACCUGAAAAACUGGAGAUUGUUCAAGACGACUCGGAACAAGCAAAAAGUUGGGACUGUGAAGGAGCACAAGCUAAUGAUUGGAACCAAGAUCAAGACCAAGGGGGACAAGUACACAAUUGGGAUCAAGACCAAGAACAAGGAGGAUAUGUUAACAAUUGGGACCAAGAAUUGGGAACAAGUUAA
Messenger RNA from Solanum stenotomum, 2661 nucleotides. Its product is annotated as probable RNA helicase SDE3. NCBI's taxonomy places the organism in Eukaryota, Viridiplantae, Streptophyta, Magnoliopsida, Solanales, Solanaceae. The record is from RefSeq and is a predicted model, not a curated record. Gene Ontology annotation, molecular function: RNA binding; 5'-3' RNA helicase activity. The transcript has 4 exons.